Messenger RNA from Paraglomus occultum, 312 nucleotides. The record is from the annotation of a GenBank genome assembly. NCBI's taxonomy places the organism in Eukaryota, Fungi, Glomeromycota, Glomeromycetes, Paraglomerales, Paraglomeraceae.
AUGUCGCAAACAGGCUCUAUACACUUUGCUAGUAUAAAACCGUCAUCAAAGAUUGACGGUAGCGCACUGAAACUUUUGUUGAUCUAUGAUGCUACAAACAAUUCAAUCACCGGACUCGACACUGAAGAACUGAAUCAUCAGUUCCUUACUGAACUCGGUAUAUCAAAUACGAAUACCAUCGUCACGUCAUCUGCAGCUCUCGAAACGGAAACAAUAUUUGCUAACUGGAAACGUCGACAUGGGUUGGACAUUGUUGAUUGGUCUUGGAAGAGUAAGAAUAGACCUACUCACGAGACGGGGAGAGUCCAAUGA